AUGGGGUGGAGGGAAGAUGUCGUCCCGUGGUUUCUUUUGUCGGGCAGGCGGGGAAUUUGGAGCCAGCGACGGAGUCCCCACCCCUUUGGAUCAGGCGUGCACACUCAGUCCGGAAUGGAGUCACUGUGGCGCAGACAAGAGCUACAGAGCAGGCCGGUGGUGAUGAAUGAGUUCCAUAAUCCCAACCAGAAAAUAGGUUACAAACGAAACGCCAAGCACCGGGAAAGAAGCGCCAACCAAGCACACACAAGCCAGCCCAACGGAAGGGCCGCCAGGAACGAGCCACACACCCACGCAGGAGAAAAAAGUCACAACGACACAAGCCACAAAACAGAGCAAACCCCAAACACAGCCCAGAGCGGCAGCAAGGAGCACCAAAGCACGACGAGCAACCAACCACCCAAGCCACCCAACAAGAACGGACACACAGGCACACACAUAACGCGACCCACAGACAGAAACCCCAACCACCAUCGAAGGCACAAAAAAACCGGCAACCGCGCACGGCAGGGCCGCACGCACAACGGAAGCAAGCGCCCAACGAACCGCGGAAAGCGCACAGACGAUACCAGAAAAGCCACACCAAAAGGGCAAGACAGCGACGCAACACAGCACGGAGCCUGCAACAAAAGCAAAACACGCCGCACAGCGCACAAGCACCAACAGGAAACCAGACCACAGAACCCACAAGCGCUAGGAACAACAGACGGGAACCCACCAGGGGACACACACGCAACCCGAGAAACCAGCGCCCCACCCCCCGUGAGAAUAACAGACGACGAGGAGAACCACACCGCGGGGAAAAGAGAGCCCAACGGUAACGACACACACCGCGCCAGACAACGCGCGUCACCCGCAAAAGGGCACAAACCCCGCGACCACCACAAACGAAAAAGACCACAGAACCGGCAGCCACGCAGACCAAGAAACCACACAAACCAAAAACGCCACGAAAACGAAGGACAACCACCCGCAAGUCCGCGCACCCCACGACCCCCCCACGGACCAACACGCCACAAGGCAAGAAACAAAAGGCACGCCAACCACCAAGAACAGGCGAACGACCAGGCAGAAAAAACAAGAACGGACGGCCAAAGAAAAGCAAAAAAGGAAAGCACAGACAAAGAGCAAAAGGACGCCACCAGGCACGCCGAACAAAAAAGACACCAAACAGACGCACCUGAAAAAGAACGACAGACCCCACAAGAAACGAAAGACAAAGCCGAAAAAGCAGAGAAACCAGGCAAGGGAAAGAAAAAGACCAAAACACAUCCGUAA
Messenger RNA from Knipowitschia caucasica, 1278 nucleotides. Lineage: Eukaryota; Metazoa; Chordata; Actinopteri; Gobiiformes; Gobiidae. The record is from the annotation of a GenBank genome assembly.